UCGCCCACCACCUGUUUGUGUCCGGUCCGCUGAUGCUUAGUUCCUUUCACUUUGACAUAUUCUUCGAAAUUUUGGAGUGAAUGAGAAAGUUCGGCUAUUGUUAUCGUCGUAGAUGGUAGUGGGAGGAUCAUAACUAUCUGUCAGGCCGGCAGUCUAGGCAUGAAUUGAGCAAUAUGGCCUCUGAAACAUCGGAAGAGCCGCCGUUGACAUAUGCAGACUUGGGAAUACCGACCAAAGAGCAUGUCACCACGGGAAUACUCGGCAAGUCAAGGAAGUUGUCGGAUUUGGAGAGAUGGGAAUGGGUGUUUGUGGCAGUGACUGGCCUGGGGCUUCCCGCCACACUCAUUCUGAGCCUCUACAAACUGUUCACUACGCCAACUGCAGACCCAGACUUUGUGUUUGCUCUCUUACUCGUCAUCAAUACUUUGUUCUGCAUGUACUAUGUUUUGCAUGGUGUACUACGUGAGCGCCCCUAUGAGAUUAUGAUCUUGACACUGGCCACUGGAGUGGUUUUGUUGUACAGCAUCCUAAACUAUGCCCUGAGUAAGCAGGACACAGUCAAACUGGUGCGGCUUAUUUUAGCUUGCAUCAUUGGGCCCUUCAUCAUUGCCCUCGGGAUAUAUAUUUCACGCCAGUAUUACCUGUCUGGGAACCUAAUUUUCCGCACUGUUGGUGCAAACUCUGCCCUACAAGACAUGUGCAAGGCGUUGUAUUUCUUCUAUGGAGUUUUGAAACUGGACCUUCAACUGGGGAUGAGUAUGGUUGUGUUAAUAUUAAGUACCUCCACCAAAGUGGAUGCUGAAGACAUUGUCGUGCUGAGCGUGGGAGGAGUUUUUGUGAUCGUCUGGUUUGUCAUUGGCUACUUGGGGGCUCGAAUGGAAAAUAAAAUUCUUACGUACAUAUUUUUUGGAGGAUGUCCGUUGGAGCCAGCCUAUAUCAUUUACAAAGUUGUCAAGGAUUCCUUGUAUUUGGCGUCUGCUCAGAAUCAUCGCAGUGAAUUGUUAGCGACUUGCACAUAUGUGUGUGCAGGACUUGCUCUCAUCGUUCAUGUACUUCUCAUCAUCGCCAUGGUGAUCGUCUUCAGGAAUUAUGGGAAGGGACUCAAAGGAAAAGCCUAUGGCACUGGUGAGGCACACUAUGUGGACCCCAACAAUAGCAUCAACAACCAAUCAGAUGAGGUGGCAGGGCUGCCUGGAGAUGCCUAACUGCAGUCUGUGGAGUUUUGUGAAAAAAAUGCUUGUCUGUUUAAAAGAUAGGUUAUUUUUUACAUAACGUGUUGUUCUUUUUUUUUUGUCAAAUAUCUAUCUCAAGCAUACCCUAGUGCUAUAUAGUUAUACAACUAUUAAAAUGUAAUGCUCAAAAACUGAAGUGUGGUACGUACGCCACAUAUUACAAGGAGCAUCACAGUUUAGCUACAACAGUUGUAAAUAAAUAUAUUUUAAGCAAUUUUUAUAAAACUUUACUGUAUAGUUUUAAGCAUGUUGAUUUGAUCUAGCAAUGCCAUUUGUAUAUUUUCACCGUCUUUUUAUUGUUAUGUUGAAAUCCCACUCUCAUGGUAAAGCAAUUUAGGAGCAUGCUAUAUGUGAAAUUUUGUGUUAAUUGUGAAGAGCUUAAUGAGAUAUUCAGAAUAAAUCUUUAAAGAGUUCGCAAAAUGAAGAAGCAUUUACUUUACUGGGUUGUCAUUCAUCCCGCUUGAGGUGCAGUGAUAUCCCUUUUGCUUUUGCCACGAUACAUCACCUCUAAACCUUAUACCCUUGGCAUAAACAAAAUAUCAAUGCAAGCAUCAGUGAAGUAAAAGAAUUUAUGAUGCUUAUAUUAUCAAUAGCUUACGUUUCCUUCCCUUUUUCAAAGGACUAAGUUAUUCUACACCUGAACAUUUUAAACUUUCCUAUAUACUUUAUGAUACUGUGUUGUGCAUAAAUUUCUGUUUUUGUUGUUACAGGAUUUCUCCUACAUACCUGUACAUGUACUAUAUCACAUUCAGCUGUUCUUUGGGGGGUUUUUUUUCUUUGUUUUUUCUUUUUCAUUAAUGUGCAUUUCUGUAGGAAAAUUUGUAUACAAUAUGUCCGACCUAAUGACUUUAUGAUGCAUUUUUGCUCACCUUGCAGUUGCAGAAUUAUAAAGUGUAUGAAAAACAUAUACUACAAGCUGAAUAUUGUUUUCUACCGCCUGGCCUUGUAUAUUGUAUAGUUUUAAUCACAUAGAAAUAUUUUCAUAUAUACAGGUCCGAACACAUGGAAAGAUGGAAAUAUUACCGUACCUUACUGUCGCACCGUUUUUUUAAAUAAAGUUAUUAUAGUA
Liolophura sinensis is the source of this 2301-nucleotide messenger RNA. RefSeq lists its product as uncharacterized. The transcript is spliced from 9 exons. The record is from RefSeq and is a predicted model, not a curated record. NCBI's taxonomy places the organism in Eukaryota, Metazoa, Mollusca, Polyplacophora, Chitonida, Chitonidae. Bases 174 to 1205 code for a protein of 343 amino acids.